AAUUGAUAAAGAUUUGUCAUUAGUCUCCAUCAUGGUGCAAAUCGAAACGUACGUCUUCAUCGAUCUGGAGACGACCGGUCUACCAAACUUGCAGAAUAAUGAGACUAAAAUUACUGAACUCAGUAUGGUGGCUGUUAGCCGGACAGCGUUGUUGAGCGCCACCCGUUUGGCCCUGCCGCGAGUGAUUAAUAAGUUUACUAAGUGCCUAAACCCUCAACGGCAGAUCGAUCAAGUCAGUUCAAAAAUAACAGGGCUGACCAACGACCUACUCGAGAAUGAAACAGCAUUCAACUUGAAUGUAUUCAACACCAUCAAUAGUUAUCUGGAACUCUUCCAAAAGCCGGUAUGUUUAAUAGCACAGAAUGGGCAUACCUUUGACUUUCCUAUUCUAAAGUAUCAUUUUGAGUUGUUGAAUUGCGCUCUACCCAAGGAUAUACUGUGUGCUGAUAGUCUUUACGCAUUUUAUGACCUGGGAAAAGAUGAACCUGCAUUUUUACCAAUUUCUAAUAGAGAACUAGCAUCUAGAAAACGACCCCAUGACACAGUAAAUGAUUCAAGCAAAGAGGGCACUUCAGGUAUAAACCAUAAACGAAAGUUCAUAGAGAAUGUACAGAAUCUUGAUAAUCAAUCGAAUGCUCCUCAUUCAGUGCAAGAGCAGAAUGAACAAAUACCAAAUAGGGCAGCCAACCCACCAAGGAGGAUUGUAAGAAGCAUUUUUUAUGAGAAUGAUCCGAAACCGAAUAUGCGCUUUAGACUUGAAGAUAUUUACAUAAGAGUUUUAGGAGUGGCUGCUCCAGAAGCACACAUGGCUGAGAAUGAUUGUACCAUGGCUAUACAAAUAGCCAAUGACUAUGGCCAACGCUUUGUGGACUGGGUUGCGGAUAAUCAAAUGCCCUUUGCUGAGGUAAAAGCUAUGAGAAAAGGUGCUAAACUGGGUUUCUAAUUUAUUGGUAAUCUAUGUUAAAAUUGUUGAAACACUAUUUCCUUACAAACUUUCAUAUUAUAUUGCGCAUAAGUCAUCAUCAACUCAUUGGCAACAUUCUUGACCAAGAGCUGUGG
Messenger RNA from Trichoplusia ni (cabbage looper), 1059 nucleotides. RefSeq lists its product as uncharacterized. Gene Ontology annotation, biological process: DNA catabolic process. The record is from RefSeq and is a predicted model, not a curated record. Gene Ontology annotation, molecular function: nucleic acid binding; 3'-5'-DNA exonuclease activity. NCBI's taxonomy places the organism in Eukaryota, Metazoa, Arthropoda, Insecta, Lepidoptera, Noctuidae. Gene Ontology annotation, cellular component: cytoplasm. Bases 32 to 943 code for a protein of 303 amino acids. The transcript has a single exon.